Messenger RNA from Knipowitschia caucasica, 1557 nucleotides. The record is from the annotation of a GenBank genome assembly. NCBI's taxonomy places the organism in Eukaryota, Metazoa, Chordata, Actinopteri, Gobiiformes, Gobiidae.
AUGGACAUGAAUGACUCGCUUAAAGAGGGGCUGAGAAGACUCAAUAGUCACUUAAACAAAACUGAUUGCACUUCAGAGCCUCCUGUUUCUGUGAAAAAGAAGAAAAAGAAGAAAACAAAGUCAAACAACAGCCAGAACAAGACUGUUCCUGUUGAAGAAUCCACAUCUAAUGUCCGGCCAUUUUCACCCAACACUGAAACGUUACCAAAACGCAAAUGGCUGUCGAUCAGCAGACGAUGGAAGGAAAAGCUGGAGAAACUCCAGAGUUCUGAAAAAGUCUCUCGAAUAGGAAGUAUAGAGUAUGUCAAUGAUGCAGACUUCCUCAUAGCUAAAGGCAGUGAUGGCACUGAGGUCUUCCUGGGGCUGAGGGAUGACGGGACUGAAGUGGCCAUUAAAAGAAUGACAAAAUCCAACUAUCGAGUGUUGAAAAAUGAAGAGGGCUUCCUCCGACUCCCAGAACUGGACCACCCCUCCAUAGUACGAUAUAUUGAUAAUGCAGAAGAUGUGAACUUUGGAUAUUUGGCUCUUCAGCUUUGUGAAUACACCCUGGAGGAAUAUCUCAGAGACACAGUCUCAAACAACACACUACUGAAGAAGGAUCUGAUACGACAGUUCCUGGAUAGUCUGAAGGUUCUUCAUAGUCAAAAACCUUCUAUUCUUCAUCGGGAUUUAAAGCCGCAAAAUGUUUUGAUUGAUGUAAAUGGAAGAGCCAGACUGGCAGAUUUUGGCAUCAGUAGACGGCUGCUCAAAGGACAGACUACUCUGCGAACAGCCAGUGCUGGAACCAAAUGCUGGAUGGCCAAAGAAACUCUGACCGACGAGGACAGUGGCAUUCCAUACAAGUCAAACACUGACAUACAGGUGGCUGGAAUGCUUAUUUACUAUAUUCUCUCUGAUGGACAUCAUCCAUUUGGAAACAGGUUCCUCUGUGAAGCAAACAUUUUAUACGGAAAAUACAACCUGGAGCACGUACAAGACGAGGUGGCGAAGGACCUCAUUGAGUGGAUGAUAAACGAAGAACCAAGAGACAGACCCAGCGUGGGGGAGUGUCUAAGACAUCCCUUCUUCUGGAAGAGUCACAAGCGUGUUGAGUACUUGAAAAAAAUUGGGAACCGGGAUGAGAUUAACAACUGUCGAAAUGCUGAAGAUGCAUUUAUAUCUUUAGUGGAAACAUUUCUUGUUGCAGAAUCCUUGAAAGACUGGAAAACAAAAUUUUCAGGAGAUUUGGUCUGGAAAAUGGACAGAAAGGGUAAAGCUUACCCUGAAAAUGCCCUUGGAUUGUUACGCUUCAUACGAAAUCUUUAUGAACAUUAUUCCAAAGAUGCAGCUCAAGUUGAUGUUUUGACUUUGUUUCCCGAACUUUUUGGUUCCAUUUAUAAAUUUGCUAAAACACAGGGAUGGAACAUGGAGACACCUCUAAAAGAAUUGUUUCAAAGAGAAGAGAUGACCACAGACUGUGUCAGCACAGAUAGUCCUGAAGCAGAGGAGAAUCUUCCGAUCUCCGUCCAGGAAUCUCAAAGCAGUGACAUGAAGGCUGAAAGCACUGAUACAGAAUAA